Messenger RNA from Doryrhamphus excisus (bluestripe pipefish), 4454 nucleotides. RefSeq lists its product as uncharacterized. Gene Ontology annotation, biological process: microtubule-based movement. Gene Ontology annotation, molecular function: microtubule motor activity; ATP binding; microtubule binding. Gene Ontology annotation, cellular component: microtubule cytoskeleton. Lineage: Eukaryota; Metazoa; Chordata; Actinopteri; Syngnathiformes; Syngnathidae. The record is from RefSeq and is a predicted model, not a curated record.
AGAGGAUUCAUGUUUCUCCUAAAAGACAACGUACGGUGCUUACGGUAGCUCUUCUCAUGAAGGUGAAGGCGGAGUAGUGUUCAAGACCCACUAUAAAUAAUGAUGAUUUCUGACACUGGUGAUGUAAUAGUAUGGACAUCAGGUGAGAUGGGAAGCGGCGCGUCAACGGUUGAUGGAUCCCGUGUGGAGCGAGCGGAGGCCGUGCAGCCUGAGCCAGUCCGGGCCUUCACACCUGUAAACGAGAGUCCCGACACCCUGCAGGCUGAUGAAGGAGCUCCGGACGCUGUGGACAUCCUGUCUGUCACCACCGAAGACACUCACACUAAGGAAGACGAGCAGGAAGACGAGGCGCCACAAAGCGUCAUGCAGCCAAUUGUGACGGAAGUGGCGGCAGAGGGAGAGGAAGUCUCUGUGAACUUUGAGAGUUUUCUUCACAACAACGGAACUCUAUACAGCUGCUUCAACCAUCAUGGGAACAGAGUAUACGUGGACGAGGCCCAGAACCUGCAGCCGUUUCCCAACGACUGGUACAACCUGGGACGCUUCAUCACUGCCAACCAUGAGGUUGCCGCCCAGCCGCCGCCUCUCUCCAACAGCCAGCCGGCUGUGGCUGAGGACGACCGCACGGGAAGCAUCUUCAUCCAAGGCAAAGGAAGCGUCAUGACAUACAUGUUUGAGGAGAAAGUCAACGUGUGCAGGUUCUGGGAUCCUCAGUCAGGCAUCUGGCUUCUCCUGCCGCUGCAGUGGGAGAUGAACGUGGACUUUGUCCAGAACAGAAUUCAACGAGUCAUGUCCACCCUGCCAGGUUUGGUAGACCAGAAAGAAAUCACGGCAGCACUGCGUCAGUGUAACUACGACGCAGAGGAGGUGGUCUCCGUGUACCUCACUAUGUUUGGAGAGAUCCUCCUGCAGCCUUCAGCUGGAGGAGAUCGCGGUUACAGCGACCUCAACUCCUUCAGAGCUCUCCUGGAGAGGGAUCGGGUCAUUGAGGACCUGAAGCAGCAGCUCCAGGCCAAGGACAAGGACAUGGACAACCUAUUCCAGAGGAACAGCUACCUGGCGAGAGAAGCCCACUACCUCAGUGACGUGGUCCAGCACCUCAAUCACAAGGUAGCCGAGCUGGAGGCUGAUCAGCAGGAAGCACGGGAGAAGAUCCGCUCCCUUCAGAGCCGCCGAGCGCCCGCGGCCCCGCCCGCUAGAACCAUCAGCAAACCAGUGGUGGAUCCUGAGCGACUGCGGCAGGUUAGCCGACUGACCCGAGAGCUGAACGUGUCCAAUAAGCAGCUAGGCUCCACAGUCCGUCAGGCGCUGAGCGACAUGAAGAACCACGUUCAGCAGCUGAAGGAUGUUCUCGGCAAGCUGGCUCAGGUGGAGCAGGAAGCGGCCUUGGAGGUGGAGGAGCUGCGUUCUCUCUACAGGAAGGAGGCGGUGGAGCGACGGAGCUUGUACAACAAGCUGUUGGAGCUGCAAGGAAACAUUCGAGUGUUUUGCCGCUGCAGGAAAGGCUCCUCCUCCAGCUCAUGUCUGGACAAAACCGAUGAACAGGAAGUGGUGGUGGUCCAGAAGUCCAACAAGAAAAAGUUCCACUUUGACAAGGUCUACGCCCCCAGCAGCACCCAGGAGGAAGUGUUUGCAGGAACUGUUCCACUUAUCACUUCCUGCGCAGAUGGAUACAAUGUGUGCAUCCUGGCGUACGGUCAGACUGGCUCAGGCAAGACCUUCACCAUGAUGGGCACCAAGCAGAACCCUGGAGUCAACAUCAGGUCUAUAAGGGAACUUCUACGUGUCUGUGCAGAGAAAGAUAAAGUGUCCUACGUUCUGAAGAUUUCCAUGCUGGAGAUUUACAAUGACACUCUCAACGACCUUCUGGCCAAAAGUCCUGGCGCCGUCUUGGACAUCCGAGUCCAGGGGAAGUCUGUUUCUGUCCCAGGACUGACCCAGGUGCAGGUGCGGACUGAGGCGGAUAUACUCAGCGUCAUGGAGACGGGAGAGAAGAACAGAAAGAUGGCCUCCACCAAGAUGAACAUACACAGUUCCCGCUCUCACCUGCUGGUGGCUCUGGAGGUGGAGGGUUCGGAUGAGGUGUCAGGCCUGACCACUCGAGGGACGCUAACCUUGGGUGACCUGGCCGGAUCCGAGCGCAUCUCCAGAACCGAGGCUGAGGGUCAGAGGCUGGUGGAGGCGGCUGCCAUCAACAAGUCUUUGACGGCACUGGGACAGGUGUUUGCCGCCCUCAAGUGUAACGCCCUUCACGUGCCCUUCAGGAACUGCAAACUCACCCACCUGCUGCAGCCCAGCCUCAGUGGAGACGCCAAGUGCUGCGUGUUUGUCAACGUGAGUCCGGACGCAAAGGAUGUGGUGGAGACGCUGAGCACGCUCCACUUUGGUGCCGCCAUCCGUCACGUCUCCUUGGGUAAAGCAACGCAGAACUUAGUAUCGGCCAAAGGCAGCAAGACAGCAAAGUUAGCGACGCAAUAGGAGAAGGUUUAUGUUCUGCUAACUCCUCCGCGGUGAUGUUCUUGUGGUGUGACUGCAUUGGUUUAUCAUGUAUUUCAUCAUCAAGUACUGUAUGGGAGAUAUUUCAUCAUAGUUUUCACGAUGAUAUUUGAUUAUAAUAAUAGUAACGUUCUGUGUUGCAAAGUUUUGUGGUUAGGCACGCCCAUAAAUUGACUAAAAAUGUAAUUUUUCCCCAUAAACACAAAAUUUGCUUGAGCACUAGUUGCAGUGUGUGCAGCAGAACAAUACACUGUUUGCGUCUCAUGAGGAGCUACAGGAAAGAUAACCACUUAUUAAUUCACUUUUUGCUCUUCAUGUUUAUGACCUAGCAGACAGUUUGAAACAAAACAAAAGAAAAAAAGUGUCAUUUAAUGAUGGGAUUGAGUGUUUUUAUUUCCUUUGUGUGUACAGUGUGAAUGAUUUAAGUGUUCAUUUUGGUGAGAAUACAACAGUCUAACUACAUUUAUAGAUCAGAAGUGGAAACAGCAUAACAGGUCCCCUUUAAACUAUAAUUAAUAGGACAAAACAUAAAAAAAUAUUAUAAAUAAUAUAUUAUAAUAAUAAUAUUAUAUUAUAAGGUAAAAUAAUCCACCUAUUUUUUGUGGCGUUUGUCCUCACUGGGGUAGCGGGGGAAUUAUGAUGGAGGCUGAAAGUGGAUGUAGUUGUAAAGUUUUAUUUUAAAAAAGCAACAGCAGAAAUUGAAAAAAAAAUAAAAAUAUGAAGAAUACAGUCGUCACUAUCUCCGCUUGAGCUCUGUUUCUACCAUUAGUAGAGCCCUGCAGACAUGAAACAACACCCCUAUAUUUAUCUUGACACUUAUUACCCAAUAUAGUAGACAUAAUAAUGGGCAAUAAGCCAUCUUAGCCAUAACAAUAUAAGAUGGUGGUGAUAGUCAAUAGUCAAUAGAUCAAUACAAUGUUACUGACACCUAGGGACCAGUGUAGAAUAUUACUAUAUUGCCACUGUUUUUUGUUAAGGAGCGACUCAUGAUGCAUUUCAAUUGCUUUUUGCAUGCUACUAACAUUCCCACACAAGCUGCUGUUGGCUACUCUUUACGCUGCUAACGUCACGUCUCAGGCCCCACUUCUUAAAGGCACACACACACACACACAAGUCGCAGUUGCUGUAUUACACUUCAUAUCACAUCUUCUAAAUGCUUUACAUUUUUGUUCAUUUUACCAUAUAUGUUUGAAAAUGCUUAAUUUCUAAAAAAAAAUAUAUAUAUGUACAUUUGUUUAAAUAUGCAUUAAAAAGGCUCUAUUUAACCACAAAAAAAACAUUUAUUAUUUUUGGAAAAACAGCAUGGGUGCCAUGUUUGAAUUGCAAUUAAAGUUGUCAGUUUUGGAAAGUUUUGUUCUGGAAAAAGUUGUACUAUGAGAAGAAAGUCACAAUAUAAGUCAUAAUUGUAAGAAGAAAAUGCACAAGAACAAAGUUGAUAGUCUAAAUAUCAAGAUAAAAAAGCUGUAAUUGAAUGAAAAUUGUUGUUAGAUGAAAAUAAACUAAUAUUAAGGCAAAAAUAAUAUUUUUAGCAUCAUUUAACAAGUUGAAAUGCUGUUUUUUUCUUGAAAUAUAUACAUCUUAGCAUAUGACAAAAUAUGAAAGUGGCCCUUUCAUUCGCUGGAAAAUGUUAGGACACCACUGAGUUACAGGAUGUAUUAUGCCAAUGUAUUAUGUUUUUUCAUGAAACAACAAGUAAUCUAUUAAAAAAGGCAAAAUAUGAUCUGACAAAGACAUCCAAUUAGGAGAUAUUUAUUUAUACAUGUACUUAUAUUUAUUAUAUUUGUAUAUUAUUAGUAUGGCUUUAAGGUCAGGCUGUUUCAGCAAGAUGACGUCAUAGGAAAUGAAAUUCCAAUAUUCAAGUUCAGUAAAGUGAAGGUCAAAGAUCCAAAAUGUCCAACAUUGUGGUCCACACCAAGAAAGAAGAAGGUUCUAGUGUGAGGCAGUUGGGUUCUUGAGGA